This is a messenger RNA of Marmota flaviventris (yellow-bellied marmot), 2781 nucleotides long. NCBI's taxonomy places the organism in Eukaryota, Metazoa, Chordata, Mammalia, Rodentia, Sciuridae. The record is from RefSeq and is a predicted model, not a curated record.
AACUUUGCAAAUGCAAUUUUAAAAAUCCCUCCCCCUAUUGCAAAAUUUGCAGAGUUCGAUGGAAAGCUAUGAAAAUGGCCGGGGGUGGGGGGUGGCGGGGGAAAGGAUAAGAUUAGGUCUUGCCCCAGUCGGCAUUGAAUACAAACCAGACUUUGGUAUAGGGGAAAGGGGUGAGCCAGAGAACGUAAAAGAGAAAGGAAGAUUUAGCAAAAUGCAAAUUGAGCAAAUUAAAGAGAGUUCGGGGAACCCCCGGGGUUAAACAGAACGACUCCUCCUUCCCCCACCUCCGCCGGAGGGAAGGAACGGCGGGCGGCGGCGGCGCGUGCGCCCGCGCCUGCGCCGGGGCAGGGAGGAAUGGCGCGUGGGGCGGUUGGGGCUGACGGCCGGCUGCGCGGGCGCGCGCCGGGCCAGACGGAUAGGGACCUUCUUGGGAAGGAAGGCGGGCGGGCCGGGUACGUGUCUCCCGCCAGGCGGAAGGGGCGGGAGCGUAGGCGUGCGCGCUGCCACCUCUCCACUCUUAAUAUUACUUAUUUAAGCAAUGCGAGCUAGAAGGAAUUUGACAAAAUACCAGGCCGUUUUCAGAAGGGCUAAAGGUGGCCACCUGGGGCACUUGUCCCCAGCACAGAUUGGUCUCAUUCGAGAGCAUCCCACUCCAGGGGAUUAUCCCUUCCCUGGAUCGGCUCAGCCCAGGGCCUCGCCCCAAGUCCCAGCCCUGCCCGUCCCUGAGCCAGCGGUUCAGGUCACUGGCCAUGCCCCUUGGUCUGUCUCUGCCUAGGUCACUGAGUGCGGGUGCCCGCGGGACCAGACGGUAGGGACUAAUUUUUCGAAGCGGAAGAAUACUAAAGUUCCAAGGUUGGCAACUUUUUUCAAUAAGACGAGAAUCCCUUCUACUUGGGGCUUAUUGGGUUAUUCUUUUACAAUAAAACUUAUGCCAAAAAGUACUUGUGUGCGAUCAGUUGCUCGCCGCCAAACGUGAAGGAGAUGCUGAUGGCUUCGGCGACUUAGCCCAUCCAAACCCUCGCUCCUGAGGGGCUUGGCCGCUUCCGGUCCCUUGGGGAGGGGCGCCGAGGAUACUCGGCGCGCCUCCGGAGGGGGACAAGGGUCCGUUUCUCUCUGGUCUUUCAGGGCGGACUGCGGUCCCCUAGCAUCCAUCUCGAAUCUCUGGAUUCUGACGACCCCCGAACUUGUGUUCCUUGACAGCCGCGUGGCUGAGUCACUGACGGGCUCGCGCGGGGCCGCGCUCCGGCACGUGGCGGCCCUCCCCGCCCGCCAUCUCCUGAACUCUGACCCGCGCACCUUCCACCCCAGGGUGGAAAAAUCCUGGAGGGAGUGGCCCGAGAUAAGCGGGGAGGGACAAGAUGGGAGAUGGGGGCCCCAGGGAAGACAUCCCAGCCAUGGCCAUGCAGAAAAUCUUUGCCCGGGAAAUCCUGGACUCCAGGGGUAACCCCACGGUGGAGGUGGACCUGUACACUGCCAAGGGUCGAUUCCGAGCAGCUGUGCCCAGCGGAGCUUCCACAGGUAUCUAUGAAGCUCUGGAACUGAGAGAUGGAGACAAAUCACGAUAUCUAGGGAAAGGAGUACUAAAGGCUGUGGAGCACAUCAAUAAGACUCUGGGCCCUGCUCUGCUGGAAAAGAAAUUAAGUGUUGUGGAUCAAGAAAAAGUUGACAAAUUUAUGAUUGAGCUGGAUGGGACUGAGAAUAAGUCCAAAUUUGGGGCCAAUGCCAUCCUGGGCGUGUCCUUGGCCGUGUGUAAGGCUGGAGCAGCCGAGAAGGGCGUCCCGCUUUACCGACACAUCGCAGAUCUUGCAGGGAACCCUGACCUCGUACUCCCAGUGCCUGCCUUCAAUGUGAUCAAUGGGGGCUCCCAUGCUGGAAACAAGCUGGCCAUGCAGGAGUUCAUGAUUCUGCCUGUGGGAGCCAGUUCCUUCAAGGAAGCCAUGCGCAUUGGUGCCGAAGUCUACCACCACCUCAAGGGGGUCAUCAAGUCCAAGUAUGGGAAAGAUGCCACCAAUGUGGGGGACGAGGGCGGCUUCGCACCCAACAUCCUGGAGAACAAUGAGGCCCUGGAGCUGCUGAAGACAGCCAUUCAGGCAGCUGGUUAUCCAGACAAGGUGGUGAUUGGCAUGGAUGUGGCGGCAUCUGAAUUCUAUCGCAAUGGGAAGUAUGACCUUGACUUCAAGUCACCUGAUGAUCCUGCCCGGCACAUCACAGGGGAGAAGCUUGGAGAACUUUACAAGAGCUUCAUCAAAAACUAUCCUGUGGUCUCCAUUGAGGACCCCUUUGACCAGGAUGACUGGGCCACAUGGACCUCAUUCCUCUCGGGGGUGAACAUCCAGAUCGUGGGGGAUGACCUGACGGUCACCAACCCCAAGAGGAUUGCCCAGGCCGUUGAGAAGAAGGCCUGCAACUGCCUACUGCUGAAGGUCAACCAGAUCGGCUCAGUGACUGAAUCCAUCCAGGCCUGCAAACUGGCUCAGUCUAACGGCUGGGGGGUAAUGGUGAGCCACCGCUCUGGGGAGACUGAAGACACAUUCAUUGCUGAUCUCGUGGUGGGCCUCUGCACAGGACAGAUCAAGACUGGUGCCCCUUGCCGCUCAGAACGUCUGGCCAAAUACAACCAACUCAUGAGGAUUGAGGAGGCUCUUGGGGACAAAGCUGUCUUUGCUGGACGAAAGUUCCGUAAUCCAAAGGCCAAGUGAGAAGCUGGAGGCCCAAGGAACCCACUGGACAGACCCAGGCCUCCAAGCCCUUUCCCAUGAAAUAAACACUGGUGCCAAAGUA